Messenger RNA from Coffea arabica (coffee), 1387 nucleotides. RefSeq lists its product as uncharacterized. The record is from RefSeq and is a predicted model, not a curated record. NCBI's taxonomy places the organism in Eukaryota, Viridiplantae, Streptophyta, Magnoliopsida, Gentianales, Rubiaceae. Gene Ontology annotation, biological process: transmembrane transport. Gene Ontology annotation, cellular component: membrane. Gene Ontology annotation, molecular function: channel activity.
CAGGCUCAAUUAUAAGUUACAAACUAGCAAAUGAAACAUAUAGCUGAUUGAGUAGAUGGCUGCAGAUGCUGGAAAUGUAUACGUUAACAUGGAAGAAGAAAGCCAUGCUGCCGGAAAUAGAAUACAACCUAUGUCUAUUGCUCCCGCACCAGCACAGUGGACUGCUGAUGAAAAGAAACAAUCAUCUUUCAGCCUGAGCGAAAGGCUAGGCUUGGACGAGUUUCUCUCCUUAAAUGUCUGGAGAGCAUCUGUAGGGGAACUUCUUGGCUCAGCCGUUUUGGUCUUCAUGAUUGACACCAUAGUCAUAUCAACCAUCGAGACAGAUGUGAAAAUGCCAAACCUGAUUUUAUCAAUUCUCGUGGCCAUUAUCAUUGCGAUUCUUCUACUAGCCGUGCAUCCAGUUUCUGGAGGCCACAUAAACCCCAUCAUCUCAUUCUCCGCGGCAUUAGUCGGGCUUAUAUCAAUGUCGCGCGCCAUAAUCUAUAUCAUCGCUCAAUGUGCGGGCGGCGUGCUAGGGGCACUAGCACUUAAAGCGGUGGUUAGCAGUAACAUCGAAAGAACCUUCUCACUGGGAGGUUGCACCCUCACCGUAAUAGCACCGGGUCCCCAAGGGCCAGUGACAAUAGGCCUGGAGACUGCCCAGGCGUUUUGGCUGGAGGUCUUUUGUAGCUUCGUGUUCUUGUUCGCUUCAGUCUGGAUGGCAUACGACCAUCGUCAGAGAAACUCCAUUGGCCUGAUUCCUGUUUUCUCAAUCAUCGGAAUCGUGCUGGGUCUUCUGGUGUUUGUAUCGACGACAGUCACUGCUACUAAGGGUUAUGCGGGCGCAGGGAUGAACCCUGCUAGGUGUUUCGGCGCAGCAGUUGUUAGAGGAGGCCACCUGUGGGAGGAGCACUGGAUAUUCUGGGCAGGGCCUGCUGUAGCUUGUUUUGCAUUCUACGUUUACACGCGGAUCAUUCCUAAUAAUCAUUUUCAUGCAGAAGGGUUCAAGCAUGAUUUCUUUGGCAUCCUAAGGACUAUUAGCAGGCUGGAACGUUAAACAUGGUAGAAAUUUACCAGGAUGGAGUUGUUGCCUUAGCCUAUAGCUAAAAAGGGGAAGACGAUGUAUGAUACUUUCCUAUAUAUACGUGAUUGUGAUCGGUGAUCAUAUUCGUACUAACAAGCUAGACUUUCUGUAUUUCGAUGGAGAAUGUCUUCUAUGAUAGUAAACCCUUGUAUGGUAUUUACUUCCAAUCGUGUCAAGUGUAAACGGAUGUUGUUCCCAAGGGAACAGAUUAUGAAUGUCAAACUUCCUAUCCCGUCGGGUGUAAACUGAUGCUGUUCCCAAGAGAACAGAUUAUGAAUGUCAACUAUUGAGGUGUGGAUGUAAAUGUUGCCAUGCCUGCCGAAA